This is a messenger RNA of Tyto alba (common barn owl), 2649 nucleotides long. RefSeq names its product apolipoprotein L domain containing 1 (gene APOLD1). The record is from RefSeq and is a predicted model, not a curated record. Gene Ontology annotation, molecular function: lipid binding. NCBI's taxonomy places the organism in Eukaryota, Metazoa, Chordata, Aves, Strigiformes, Tytonidae. Bases 65 to 802 code for a protein of 245 amino acids. Gene Ontology annotation, biological process: lipid transport; lipoprotein metabolic process. Gene Ontology annotation, cellular component: membrane; extracellular region. The transcript has 2 exons.
UGGUCUCCUCCAGAAACAGAUCAAAACUUGUCUUUGGGGAGGUUGGCUGGAAACUAAAGAGGUCAUGGAGAGAAAUGAUGCUGCCUUUCCCCAAACACCAGACCCUACACAACACUUCCACAUAGCACUGCUGGAUCAGAGACGGAGGCUGCGUGGCCAAAUUGCUCACCUUCACAAGGUGGCUCGUAAACUCAACAAGCUCCGCAAAAGGUCCCUGAUUGCCAAUGUCAGCGGGAGCACCCUGACCGCUGCGGGAGCAGUCACAGCCAUUGUGGGGCUGUCCCUGAGCCCAGCGACGCUGGGAGCCUCUCUCCUGGCAUCGGCUGUGGGUCUGGGUCUGGCCACUGCUGGGGGGGCCGUCAGCAUCACCUCCGAUCUCUCUUUAGUGCUUUGCAAUUCCCAGGAGGUGAAGAAGGUGCAGGAAAUCGCAAUGACUUGUAGGAAACAGAUGAGGGAAAUCCUCAGCUGCCUGGAGUUCCUUCGCCGGGGCCAGGGCCCGGGGGACCCCACACUGCGCCAGUCGGAGAAGAGGGCCUCCAUCUCACUGUACAACUCCAUCUGCUUCAUGGUCUUCUGCAGCUCCCACAGCUUCCUCGUGCCAGAAUACACAAAGGAGGUCACAAAAGUGAGCCAGGCUGUUCUGAAGGCCAAGAUCCAGAAGCUGGCUGCCAACCUCGAGACCUGCACCAGAGCGAUGGAUGAAGUCUGUGAACUUCUUGAGUCCAGGACAGAGCUUUCCCCACACAGAAGACUCAACCUGAGUGCAAAAACCACUGCUGAGAUCCUGAGACCAUCCAGCUGAAACACCAUUUGCCCCAUAAUUAAAACCAAGCUUGGAGAUAUUAUGUUAUUAAUUGUCACCGUUAGCACUGUUGCUAUCAUAAUAUUGGUGGUGCUAAUCCACACAGCUGUGCACAUCUGUCGUGUUUUAUCUAUAUCUGAACACAAACUCCUUCCUGAUAGGAAGCUAAAACUUCCACACACAUACACACUUCCCAACAACUGAUGCACGUUGGAGGUUACGAUAGACACGUGGACUAUUGUGUACACAGAAGCUGAUCCCAGAGCCUGAAGGCAGCAGUAGGCAGUCAUUCCUCAGACCCAUGUUUCCCCAGCCAUGUUUCCCCAAGGCAGCAAAAAGAACUGGGUCAAGAGGCUGAUGAAAUCCCUGUAGUCCUGGUUCUGACUGAACCUGGUUUGUAAAUAACUUACAAAUCUAUGAGUGCUAAAAGGGAUGGAGUGAUCUCAAAAAGCCAGCAGCUGCCAAUUUCCAGAAGAGUACAGUCCCAUUACCAAGGUACAUCUGGAAAGGCUAUUGAAGGAAGCAGGUCCAGAUAUGACAGACUGUAUGGAUGGAUCAUCAUCCCAGGGUGAAAUAGCAGAGGCAGAAAUUGUUAUCCCUUUUAAAGAAACCUCUCCAGGCUCAGAACUGUGAUAUUUGUGUUCUAUUUAUUUACAUAGGGUUAUUUUAAUGUUUUGAUAUUGUAUUUAAAGAUAUAUAGGUUUUUUCUUUUAUAAAGGAGGCCUCUACUCCAAAGGAAAGCAGCUGUUCUUAGAGGCAAAGCAAGUCUGUGGAAUGUGAGAGCAAGUUACCUGUUCUUUGGCUGUGAGGGAGGGCAAGUCCCUCUAGGAAAAGAAAAACAUGGCUUGAGUGCUAGUAGUUAUAAGACAGGUGAAACAGGGUCAACCAGUGACAGAUCUUAGGAACGAAAACAGGGAGAAGGACAGGUCAAUGACCCUGGGCCCAGAGCCUGCCUCAGGGCACUGGUGGAAGAAAGCAGUUAUAUUUCUUGCAGCAUGGAGGGAAGCGUAGGUUGGUGUUAUUAUUGGUCUGAGCUGGAGCCCAGCUGUGAUGGGAGCACAUCUGAGGGGUGGAGAUGCCACUCUCCAUGCAGUUGAGCAGCCUGUGAGACCCACAGCAGUUUGUCUGUGAGGGAGGAGGCAGCACUCAUGGAGAGCUACACAUACUCCUAGCAAUGCUUCCCAGGGAAGGCUUCAUGUUAACAAAAUAUAUACUGGUACUAAUACUCAGGAGGGGUGCAGAGGAGUUGGAUGAUUCAGUGGCAGAGCAGGAGGAUGGAUUGGGACCCUGUUUCAAGUUUCAAGUGACUGUUCUGCUAAAUACGUCCUUCAUGACUUUUGACCCCUCAGUGCCUCAGUUCUCUGUCUACAAAUGGUGAUAGUAGCACUACCUUACCUCACAAGGAUGUUUCUUGGACAAAUAUUGAAAAAUGCUCAAGUACCGUGAUGAUGGGGAUCGCGUCUGUACCUGGAAGAGGUACAAGGAAGAGACCCCAGAAACUAGCUUGAGACAACUAGAUGAGUUAAUGUAGAGAUAAUUCCACCUCCAUAAGUAUGCCCCAGUGGAUACGGGAAAAUUCCCUACAAAUACAUGAAUCAAAACAAUCAGAAAAACCCACUCUAAUUCUGUAACACUGAGCAAACUCUUAGGAAGGGCAACAUUUCAUCUCACAAAGCUUGAAUCCUCAUCCUUUUUGUCUCUUCCUCUCAUGACAACAUUUGUUUUUACACAUAAGAAGAACAAAAGCUUUGGUCCCUCAGAGUGUGACGCAGAUGCUUGUAAUGCCCAGGCCUGUUUGCCAGAAAUGAACAAGUACACUGCUAGUUCGAUUAAAUGAAUAUGAAGCA